Bicyclus anynana (squinting bush brown) is the source of this 1624-nucleotide messenger RNA. RefSeq names its product actin-5C. Bases 172 to 1302 code for a protein of 376 amino acids. NCBI's taxonomy places the organism in Eukaryota, Metazoa, Arthropoda, Insecta, Lepidoptera, Nymphalidae. Gene Ontology annotation, biological process: mitotic cytokinesis. The transcript has 2 exons. The record is from RefSeq and is a predicted model, not a curated record.
GGGUAGGGGCGCCCCGAAAACCAGCCUCAUUUAUAUACUCCGGGUGCCUCGUCGGCCAACAUUCCACGAAGUGAGCUCGAGCUGAAGCGUUGUACAGCUUAAACGAGGCUGUGCAAUAGCGAUAUUAAUUUAUUUAUUUAAUAGGACUAUUUAAAUUAAAUCUAAAUCACAAUGUGCGACGAGGAAGUAGCCGCGCUGGUGGUGGACAACGGCUCCGGCAUGUGCAAGGCCGGCUUCGCGGGCGACGACGCGCCGCGCGCCGUCUUCCCGUCCAUCGUGGGCCGCCCGCGCCACCAGGGCGUGAUGGUGGGCAUGGGCCAGAAGGACUCGUACGUGGGCGACGAGGCCCAGAGCAAGAGAGGCAUCCUCACGCUCAAGUACCCCAUCGAGCACGGCAUCGUCACCAACUGGGACGACAUGGAGAAGAUCUGGCACCACACCUUCUACAACGAGCUGCGCGUGGCGCCCGAGGAGCACCCCGUGCUGCUCACCGAGGCGCCGCUCAACCCCAAGGCCAACAGAGAGAAGAUGACGCAGAUCAUGUUCGAGACCUUUAACACGCCCGCCAUGUACGUGGCCAUCCAGGCCGUGCUGUCGCUGUACGCGUCCGGCCGCACCACCGGCAUCGUGCUGGACUCCGGCGACGGCGUGUCGCACACGGUGCCCAUCUACGAGGGCUACGCGCUGCCGCACGCCAUCCUGCGCCUGGACCUGGCCGGCCGCGACCUCACGGACUACCUGAUGAAGAUCCUCACGGAGCGCGGCUACUCCUUCACCACCACCGCCGAGAGAGAAAUCGUGCGCGACAUCAAAGAAAAGCUCUGCUACGUGGCGCUCGACUUCGAGCAAGAGAUGGCCACAGCCGCGUCCAGCAGCUCGCUGGAGAAGUCUUACGAGCUUCCCGACGGACAGGUCAUCACCAUCGGCAACGAGCGCUUCCGUUGCCCUGAGGCGCUCUUCCAGCCCUCGUUCCUGGGUAUGGAGGCGUGCGGCAUCCACGAGACCACUUACAACAGCAUCAUGAAGUGCGACGUUGACAUCCGUAAGGACUUGUACGCCAACACAGUAUUGUCCGGCGGUACCACGAUGUACCCCGGCAUCGCAGACCGCAUGCAGAAGGAAAUCACAGCUCUAGCUCCCUCAACGAUGAAAAUCAAAAUUAUCGCUCCCCCGGAGAGGAAGUACUCCGUAUGGAUCGGCGGCUCCAUCCUCGCGUCCCUGUCGACCUUCCAACAGAUGUGGAUCUCGAAACAGGAGUACGACGAGUCCGGCCCCUCGAUCGUGCACAGGAAGUGCUUCUAAGCGCGCGCGCGCCUUGCUGCCAAGGAAGCGGCCCGCGGCCCGGCCGGCCCCGCGGUCGGCUGCUCAACUCAGGCUUGUAAUCUCCGUUAAUUUAAUUGUACGUAAGAUAUUAUAUGUAAUUAAACAGUGACGGCAGGACGGAGCGCGGCGCCGUGGGCGCGCCCCGACCGCCGGCCUCGGUACUGCACUCGCCAAAGGAUCUUUUUGUAAUCUCAAUGAAUGAUGAUUGUAUGUGCUGAAACGGAUAAGACUACUUUCUUACUAGGUCAUUUAUAAAUUAUAAAAUAUAAUAAAAAAUAAGAAAAAAAAUCUGAAAAAUUAA